AUCAUUUCAGUUUAUUGUUUUCGUCGUUUUCGUAUCGGUUUACGUUUGUUAUUUGAUUCAAAUCAAAUUUAGUUUAUUAUCAUUUAUUAUUUUCCAACUAUUCAAAAAAUUCCUUCUAUUAAUUGUCAUUUUAAGUGUUUCCUUUCGUUGUCAAUGUCAAGUGUUCUAAUAAAUAAAAUACAAUUAUUUAUCCAAUCUAAUCGCUUAUCUUCGAUUCCACAAUAAAAAAAAUACCUGUCGAAACGUGUUUUCCAUGUCAAUUGAAAAAACACAAAAAGUGUAUCUUAGCUACGUUUGAUCUUUACAAAUAUUUAACUACUAUGUUAAAAUAAAUUCCCCUGUAUAAUUUUUAUUUUUUUUGAAAGAAAAUAAUGGAUAGACGAAAAUAUCAAAAUCAGUUUAAUAGGUUAGGUUUAAAACCAUUAACAACAACAACAACCGGCAAAAAUGAUGAAUUGAGUGGAAGCAGUGGAAGUGAAAUUUUAAGAAAAACAAGUGCAUCGUCAAGUUUUCGUCCAGUUUUGCCUUCUGGUAAUAGUAAAAGAAAAGAAUUGGCCGAUAAUGAUAAUAAUUCCUCGCAACUUUCAAUUAUGUUGAGUUCGGCUUCAGCAAAAAAGAAAAGAUCCGAUCCAUCGCAGGAAAAUUUGGGAAAUCAUGAAUUGAGUCUUAGAAAUAGACCACCAAGUUCAUUAUCAGACACUUGUUCACAAAGUUCGAGUAAAACAUCUGUAAUGAGUAAAUUUAUGAGUAUGAGUAAAAAGAAUCCCGAAAAGCCGAUCACUUCUUUUUCAAAUUUUGCGAGUAUUAUAAGUGAAGAUAGAAGUCAAGUUUGUCCAAAGACGCCAGUAAAGAUUGCAAGUCAAAAACCUACAGUAUCUUCAGUCAGUCCAAAUACCUCUGAAUUUGAGAGGCAAUUGGCGAAAAGCGAUGAAGAAAUAUCACCAUUGAGACCCAUUGAGCCAGUAAUAGAAGAAAGUAAUAAUUCAGCGAGAAAACGAUUAGCACGCGAACUCGUAACACCAUCAAAGAGCGGUGGCAGUGAAUCGGAUAAAAGUAUGUUCAGCAGUGGUUCUUCCUCGGCGAAAAAACGAGGUAGAUUAUCUCUAGGUUCUCCCCGUGAAAAAAAUAAUAAGGACAAUGAGGCGAAUUCAGUGAAACGGAGAUUACUCGAAAACAAUGAUGAUGACGAUGAUGAUGACGAUAUCAUUAUUCCAAUGAAAGGGGACAUUUUCUCCUCCACAAGAAAUGAAGAAGUGAACAAAGUGAGUAGUUUAUUUUCGCCCGAACGACCAACGAGAAACGAAAAUGAAUUUCUACAACCAGGACCAGUACAAUCGAAAAAUAAAUUUAUUGCAUUUUUGAACGAUGCACGAGUGACAUUGGUGAAGGGCGAUUCACCCCAUCAGAUAAACGGAGAUCCAAACGACAUAAGAGCAAACAUGAGAAAAUUACUUGAGAAAGGAUACAAGACAGAAGAGAUUUCAGCGGAUUGGAAAAAUUUCAUUGAUGUUGAUAAUAAUUUAAAGAAGGCUACUCAGGAUUUAAAAGUUGUUGACGAUGGACAGCCUUUUCCGAGUUGGUACAAUACUUCGUUAAUUAAACUCUUAUUGCAAAUUGCCGAAAUACAAAAACCUUUUCUACAUCAUCUUUUGAAUAGAUUGAACGAAGUUGUCUUGGAAGCAAAUGACGCGGAAAGUGUUCCUUGGGCUUUCACAAUAUUACAGCAAAUACGAUUCUUGGAAUUUAUUGUGAAUCCAGAGUCACUGACUGAACAAAUUGAAAUACUUAUUGAACAUACACCAAUGUGGUUUCAAAAGGAAUUAAUUGUAUUUCUACCAGAUAUUGUAAUUGAUACGCAGCAUCAUGCAAUCUCUGAGAUACUUUUAAAAUUAAUGGAAACUUAUCCGGAAUUGAUAAACGUUAUUCUAGAUACUCUCUCAACUUUUUCUUUCGGCAAAAUGCAAUUCGAAGAAUUAAGAAGCAAACUUAUUGAUAUGCUCGAAACAACUGAUCCCUGUAAUGUGCCUGCAAUUUCAAGAUUUAUUUUGCGCAAUUGUAACGAGGAAAGACCGGCGGAAGAAUUCUUUAGAACAUUGCGUCUAGUUCAUUUGGAGCCAUUGCCGAAUACAAAACUCGAGGAAUGUUAUGCGAAUCAAAUAGCGGUAGUUCAAAUAAUUUCGCAAGCUAUGAAGGCAUUUAAGAAGGUCGUCAAUGCGACUGCAAAUGUUCUCAAGACAAUUGUUAAGGCAAAUUCAAUGGAUAUUAUUUAUUUGCUCUCCUUCUUUGCAUCUCGUGAUUCAAAUCACAAAAUUGCUGACGCAUAUCUCAAACGGAAUAUUCGAAAUGGAAAUUUUAGAUUGAGUUUGUUUCAAACAUUCUACAGAGAAUAUAUCGAGGCUGCACGUGAAUUACAAUCAAGUGCUUUGGAAUCAGCGAGUAAUCUUGUAAAAUCCAACGAUCAACUCUACACAGAACUUGGUAUUGAAUGGUUCGUUUUGAUUUUCAUGAGUCAAAAUGAAAUCUACAAACAAAGACAAGUAUUGGAUAAAAUUUUACAACUCGUUGGCUAUGAUAAUUCCACGGCAAAUAAGGCCUUUACAAUUCUCAGUAAAAUGAUUGCCGAUGAUGAUAGAAGAAAACAACUUCACUCUCAUUGUAAUACAUUAAAAAUUCUAUUGGAAAAAGUUGAUAAUUUAGAUUUAGAGAGUGUCGCAAUUUUAAAUGACGUCCUUCAUGGUCUCUGCAUUCAAUCGAGUUCCAUUUCUGAAACGUUGUACGAUGAUAUGACAAUUUUGAUGUCGAAGCAAAUUGCAAGUUCGAAACCAAUAACAAAAUGCAAAGGUGUCUUAAGUGCUUGCAUGGCGAUCAAGCAUUUAGCGAGUAAAGAAGAAAAAUACAAGGAUGCAUUAGAUCUUUUUGAAAAAGUGAAAUUGGGGGUGAACUUAUGCUUGAGAUCACAAGCUUUGUUCUACGAUCGGAUGAGUAUGAUCGUGGCAGAGACUGAAAAUAUUGACCACCGUUUUCUCCAACAUAUCUGGGAACGUUUUGAAGAAGCUUUUGUCCAAUAUAUUGAUUUUCAUCCGUCACAGAAAAAUGACAUGAAAGUGGAAUAUGGAUUAAAUCCUCUAAUUGAAAAUGAGAGAGAAAUUAUACUUUACUUUGGUGAGGGGAAAUUUGGUGGUAUCGUGCCAAUUUUGUUUCGAUUGUUAAGAAUGUGUAAUGCAAGACUCUCUCAGAAUAUCGAUAAUCUUGAAGAUAUUAAUGCACUUUUGGGUGCUCCGAUACUGGUACCGAUAAAUCUCAAAGAGCCUGAAGCAAGAAAUUUGGAUUAUAUGCUGUACUGUAUUAAUUGGUUUAGAGAAGUAAUAAGUGGUUUCGUAAAAGACUCGGAUUCCCGAAUGCAGAGAAGAGUACUGAAGCGACUUGACGAUUUGAUGAAAUUGCAGGGCGAUUUUCAAAUGGCACUGUCAAUGAUCGACUUCCAUUAUGAACCACCUCAGGCAUAUUUUCAUUAUUUUCCCGUUAAGCCGUUUGUUAAAAUUGAGAAGAAAACAUCGAAAAAAGGAAAGAAGGGAGCCGCUGAUAAAUCACAUAUGCUCACGAAUCCUGACUGGGAAACUUUUGAUUUAGGCUCACUUCUAGUAUCGAAAAACCCUACCUACUUCCGCAAAUUGGACAUAAAGGUGGUACAUCUUUUGAAUCUAAAAAUGGGAAUGGCCUUAACCCAAACGUCAAAUGAAGCUGUGUCAAUUGCUCAGGUUUGCUUUGUUGUGAAAGAAUUUUUGGGAAUGCUCGAGAAUAACGACUCGGAAUUAUUAAUACGUGAUUUAAUUAAUUUAUUGCCUGAAAUUUGCAAUAAAUUACAAGAUAUUGCGAAUGAAGUUAAGGAAAAUGAAAUUGAUGAUUGUCAAAUGAGAGAAGCUCUCGUUCUUCUCUUACAAUUGGUAAAUCAAAUCUUCAGCUGGAAGGAAUUGUAUAAUAGUGCAAAGUAUGAAGGUCUUCUUAAAGAGGGUCUUAGUACAAUUGCGAUGAAGACAAGAGGGAUGAAUCUAACUCAAGUUUCAAUGAAGGAUCUUGUUGCUGAAGCUUAUAGAUUUUUCGAGCAAAUGUGCAACAUUGCUGAAGGUAGAUCAAUUAUCCUCGCUUGCAGCAUUGUCAACAUUUGUGGAACCAUAAUGAAACACGCAAAAGUUUUCGAAAAUGAGAACAAGGAGGCACAUGCUACAAUGGCAUACGAUUUUCUACGAUCGAAAAAUUGGUUGGACAAACAAUCGGGAAGUUUGUAUCGAAAUGCAGUUGCAGGACUAUUAAAAACUUGGAUUGAUAAUGAACCAUCGCCUUUGAAUAAGGUCGCAGAACUUGUUGAGUGGGUAAGGGACGAUGUUGAAGUAUUGGAAAAGGCGUCCGAUUGCUUGAGAAAUUUAUCGUCUAUUAAUAAAAGUAAUUUUCCACUUUUAUUCAAAAAAAUUCUCGAAGGUCUUAUCAAGGGAAUUAAAAAUGAUUUGCGAUCAUUUAAAACCAAUGAGCCUUGCACGUCAAAGCUUGCAACUUGGUUAACUGCUGGUAAAACGAUAUCAAAAAUAGUGGACAUUAGCAAAACAAUGAACACGAAAACAAUUCAUAUACUUUCAGUGAGAUAUCUAAUUAUAAUUGUGCGACUAGUGCUUAAUCAUGGAAUUGUCCUUAUGGAACAUAAUUUAAAAUAUCGUCCGCAGGAAGUUAUAAAUAUUAUCAACUACUUUCAAAAAUCAACAAGGUACCUACACAAUAUUUAUUGUACUGGUAUUAAUGAACAGGACACGACGAUGACAAAAUAUUUCCCCAGCAUUAAAUCGUUGUACGAUCAGCUUCUCUGUCGCAUUAAGGGAUUGAUGGCCUUUAACAACUCCUUGGAUUACUUCAAAUUGGGAAAUCUAACUAAAAAAGAUAUCCACGGUCAGGUGAUACAAUCACAGUCAUCGGUAGACGAAUCAUCUGGAGUUGCUGAUGCAGAAGGCGUGACAGAUGGAACAGAAUCAAAUCUUUCCGAAAUUCUUGGCGAUGAAGGUUUACCUGAUAUUAAUUCAGAGAGUUCUGACGAUGAAAUGAAUGAAGAGGAUAAUGACGUUGACGACAAUACAAAUGAUUCGAUUUAAAGUUUUUUCAAUUUUUUUUUUUUGAAAAAUUAACAACUUAUGUUCGAUUCUAGAUUUAUAUAUAUAUUUUUUUUACAUUUUUCAUAAAAUAUAUUUUCCUAAUGACAAAA
Messenger RNA from Leptopilina heterotoma, 5245 nucleotides. RefSeq names its product Fanconi anemia group D2 protein homolog (gene Fancd2). Bases 372 to 5135 code for a protein of 1587 amino acids. Gene Ontology annotation, molecular function: DNA polymerase binding. The record is from RefSeq and is a predicted model, not a curated record. Gene Ontology annotation, biological process: homologous chromosome pairing at meiosis; mitotic intra-S DNA damage checkpoint signaling; double-strand break repair involved in meiotic recombination. Lineage: Eukaryota; Metazoa; Arthropoda; Insecta; Hymenoptera; Figitidae. The transcript is spliced from 17 exons. Gene Ontology annotation, cellular component: nucleus; condensed chromosome.